Messenger RNA from Acanthochromis polyacanthus (spiny chromis), 2227 nucleotides. RefSeq names its product DNA replication fork stabilization factor DONSON. NCBI's taxonomy places the organism in Eukaryota, Metazoa, Chordata, Actinopteri, Pomacentridae. The record is from RefSeq and is a predicted model, not a curated record. The coding region runs from base 114 to 1925 and encodes 603 amino acids. The transcript has 12 exons. Gene Ontology annotation, cellular component: nucleus. Gene Ontology annotation, biological process: nuclear DNA replication.
CGCCAAAUUCGUAUAGUGCGGAAGGCGCAACAACAAAACAGCAGCGGCACUGUUGUUUAACGUUUUGUCGUUGAUUUUAAUCUGGUUUUUUUAUUAAACGUCACCUCGCCAGUAUGUCUCAGCAGGCUGGAUAUUCGCCCAGCUUCAAGCGACCGGCUGAAAUCAUGCGAAUGAGGAGAAAAAGAGCCCGAAGCGACGCCGGUCCGAGCGGCCAAAGUUCCACUGACAGUCCGGGACAAAGCGGCUCGUCUCCGGCGUGCGUUCGGCCGUUCUCCCCGGGACCGCUUUUCAACACUCAGAACCGUUCCGGAGGUGGAAUAAAACGUAGAAACCCUUUCGCAAACAUUGAAAAUACUUUCAGCCCCAAAAAGAAACUCCACAUUUAUAACGAAGAGGAACACGCUGUGGACAGUUAUAAGAAACCGACAGAAAAGGAGGGAGAUGAAGAAACAUCGACGAGGAAAGAGAGUCUGUCUUUUACUACGAUGCUGACUGAGGCAGAGAAACGAGAAGAUAUUUCCAGCAAGAACAAUUUCUCUGAGGAUGAUUCUCUGUUCGAAGAACAGGAGGAAGAUAUUAAAACCCCACUGCUGAAGAGCCCUCAGGCCAUCGCUCCUGCCUCCAUCGCUGUUCCAGUGUGCACAGAGUAUCCAGCAGACUGGAGCCUGAAGACUCGCCUCCUUUUCACCUCCCCCCUCACCCUCUCAUGGGCAGAGCAGCCCAAAGCCCAGGAGGAAGCUCUGGGGCUCAGCCAGCACUGCAGAGCUCAGUUUAGCAGCCUGCCACACAGUGUGCAGGAUCCCAAGUCCUGCUCGGAGCUCCGCUGUGCCUUCCAGCAGAGUCUGGUGUACUGGCAGCAUCCCUCCCUGCCCUGGCUCUCCAUGUUUCCCAGGAUCAAUGCUGAGAGGAGCUUUACUGGGAAGAGCACACCGUGGGCUCAAGAUGCAACACUACAGCAGAGCCUGAUGAGGGAAUGGUCAGUCAGUCUGUCAUCUCUCUACAGUCUAUUGAAGUCCAGACUCUGUCCAUAUUUUUACCUUUGCUCCUACCAGUUUACAGUAUUGUUCAGGGCAGCCGGUCUCGGGGGUUCUGCCAGCAUCACUGCUUUGAUUUCUCCAACAACUCGAGGUUUCAGAGAGGCGAUGAAGGCUGAAGGAAUAGAGUUCAGUCUCCCUCUAGUGGAGGAGAGGAAGAAGAGCAGGGAGCAGCAGGAGGAAGAGAAGGAGCCCAAGGAGAAAGAGGAGAUGUGCAGUGAUCUGACUGAGGAUGCCGACUGUCAGACGCAUGAUGAUGAUGAUGAUGAUGAAGAUGGCAGCUUCUCCUGGCUGAAGGAGAUGGGAGUCCAGGAUAAAAUCAAGAAGCCAGAUGGCAUAACUAUCCAACUUCGUAAGGAGGGUCAUGCUGUGUCUCUGGACCAUAAACCAGAGUCUGUGGUGUGUGUGGAAGGAUCUCACACCUUCACCCUCAUCAACUUCCUCAUCAACUGUAAGAGCAUUGUGGCUGCAGCCGGUUCUCAGGCGGGUUUACCUCCAACGCUGCUGGCUCCUGUCGCUUUCAGAGGAGCUACGAUGUGCACGUUGAAGGGCCGCAGUGUGAACGGGAAGACCCAGGUUGGUUCUACCUACCAGAACAUCAGCAGUCUGGAGAUCACGGGACCUAUCCUCCCCUCCUCCCUUCACACCAUCACAACCCUCCUUAGACCUGCACAGAAAGGAAACUUCUCAGCUGCUCUCUACUCGCACACACCUACAGCUGUCAUGAACAUACAGACCAACGAGCAACAGGUUACUGGUGGGUCAGUGGACCUGUCUGGUUGUGGGCUCCAUCCUUCUUCCAUCCAGCAGCUGCAGCAGCCGUCCGGCCUGGGCAAGACUGCUCUGACACACAUCAGCAUGAAGAACUACAGCUACACCUGGAAGAACUGAUGUUCCUCAAACGGACAGUAACCUCAGAGUAGGAACGUGUGUGACAGCAGCUUUUGUUUUGUUGGUUUUAACAGCUGCACUGCGACUGAGCGUUUCAGCCAGAUUGCUCUUAGUCAUGUUAGGAGCUGAGUGUUUAUCUUAAAAUACCUUUUAAACAGAUUUUAUUGCCUUGCACUGUAAUUUUAAAACUUUAUUUUAAAUCUUUGUUUCCAAAAUGAGUUUAAUCAAAGUUAAUUUCAGGUUGCAUAGCUUGACGUUGUGUCCAGAACUUCAUGAAAUAAACACAUUUUCUGUGGAAUUUA